Messenger RNA from Melitaea cinxia (Glanville fritillary), 1053 nucleotides. RefSeq names its product UPF0193 protein EVG1 homolog. The coding region runs from base 79 to 903 and encodes 274 amino acids. The transcript has 5 exons. The record is from RefSeq and is a predicted model, not a curated record. Lineage: Eukaryota; Metazoa; Arthropoda; Insecta; Lepidoptera; Nymphalidae.
CCGGGAUAUUUCAAAAGUCGAGUUAUGAGUAUACUAUAUACUUACUUUUAUAUACAUUUUUAAACGAAUUUAUUAAAGAUGGAGAAACCCGACGAAAAUGGAUUCGUUAAUAUUACGUGGCCAAGCAAAACUAUUCCAUAUGGCGGAAUAUUUCAUACACGAACAGUCGAACCUUCAGCUGCUCAACAAGAAUUUUUAAAAGUUUUACUGGAAGAGUCAAAGUUGAGUAUAUCUCAACGGCAGAAAAAUGCGUUCGCUUUGCGCCAGAAUGAAGAAAACAUAAAAAAGUCAGUUCCAGAAAUUCCACUUGUUCGACCUCGAACUUCGCGCCGACGAUCUCUUUCAGCAAUACGAGAAGCUGAAGCUCUUAAUACUGAAGUAUAUCGCCCCCUUAAAAGAGGCGAAGAUCGGGAAAAAUUAAAAGAAAGAUUAGCUCAUUGCAUGACAUAUGGGGAUGUUGAACAAAAACCACCAGGACCGCCACGCCUUAUAAAGCUAAAACCUAAACCACCAUCUAAAAAGGAACAGUGGAAUGACUUGGUUACUCAAAUACGAGAGCGUGCUGAAUGGUUAGCUGAUAUGGAAGAUUUAGGACAUGCUGGACCACAUCGCGAACUGAUCAAAGAUCAGAUUGCUGAAAGGAUGAGAGCUCUGGACGCGUUAGGUGUUGACAGUGUUUGUUCUACUGCCCGUUCUAGUGCAUCUGGGUUCAGUGUCCUUCCUAGCCAGCACAGUUCAAAAUCGAAUAGGAGCAGUAGCACUAAAAUUUCUAAUGAUUCUAACAAUAUGCACAGGAAGCAAAAACAAAAGAAAGUUAGCAAAUUAUCAGGUAAAUUUGAAGAAAAUGUAGCUGAAUAUGAAAAGUUGUCACCAUUACAAUAUUCCCCGCGACGACGUGUAUGAUUAAUUAACAAGAACAUGUCACUUAUAUUAUUAAUUACAGCAAAAGAAAAUCUUUAGUUAUACUGGAUAUCCCAUUUUGAAAUUAUGUUUAAACAAAGUUGUUGACUAAAACAAAUUAGUUAAAUAAUAAAUGAAUUUAAUCAUCAAUUA